Molecule: messenger RNA, 2123 nt
Organism: Mauremys mutica (yellowpond turtle)
Lineage: Eukaryota; Metazoa; Chordata; Testudines; Geoemydidae
Product: UDP-GlcNAc:betaGal beta-1,3-N-acetylglucosaminyltransferase 8-like
Exons: 3
Coding region: 720-1931 (403 amino acids)
Cellular component (GO): membrane
Molecular function (GO): protein N-acetylglucosaminyltransferase activity
Source: RefSeq, a predicted model, not a curated record
CUUGGGCCGUGAGCGUCUCUCAUUCGGGCCCGUCGGCGGCUCGUCCCAGGGUCCCGCUUCCCCGCAGCUUGGCGCAGCUCAGCCCCAGUUCGGCAGUUCCCCCUCGGCCCGGGCUCCGGGCUCGUGAGCUGGGGCCGCGCUGGGGGAAGCCCCCUCGUGACCCUUAGCGCCGGGGUCCUGCCCUCAGCCCCGCCGGGCUCUCGCCAGGGUCAGCAGCCGCAGCUCGGCUCCGGCGCUGCUCAGCCGCAGAUCUACGGGGGCGGUCGGGGGGAGCUCAGCAGCACUGGGCCCAUUUGUACAGAUGGGAAAACUGAGGCCCUUCCCCUCCAUUAGCCACCCGCUGCCUGGGGGGCUGGUAUGUUACAAGGCGCACUGGGGUGGGGGGGGGGAAGGGAACACGCCGCGGUUACCAGAGACACGAGCAGCGCACGCGUCCGAUCACACCUGAAAGCCCCGCUCCGGCCUGGCCCCGGGGCGUGACUUGGCGGGAGGAAUCACCGGGGGUCUCAGUCCCGCUGCAGCAAAGGGGGCGUCCGGCAAAGCGACGAGGGGCCGGCGGGGGCAGCUGUGUCGACCCCCGUCCCCACCCGAGCCGAGGUCCCCCGCUGCAUCGAGAUGCAGCCAGCUCUGGGGUGGAACGUGGCCGCACGUCGCCAAGCUAGAAAGAGUCCCGCUGCCCGUGGGGACUGAUAGCGUCCAUGCAGGCUCCGUGAUGGACCAUGAUGGGGGCCAAGCUGCUGACGGUGGCGUUGGCCCUGCUGACGCUGCUGGCCCUCAAGGCCUACAUGGACUGGAGCCUGGAGCAGCCCGAGGGCCUGCCCCCCCCUGAGCCCGCCGGGCCCACCCCCGCCGACCCACUGGCCGACCCGCUGGGGGACGACCCGGCGGGGCUGCUGCUCCGGCUCAACGCCUCGCUGCAGCAGCUGCACGGCGCCGUGCCCGAGGCGGACGCCUACUGGAACCGCCAGCAGCACCGGCUCCUCCGGGCGCUGGCGGGGGGCCCGGCCAACGGCUCGCGGGGCUGCGGGGACGGGCCGGCCGCGGCGGCCGAGAUCAGGGACUUCGCCUCGUACCCGGAGCCGCACCGGCGCUUCGUGCUCCACGCCGGGUGCCGCCGCUUCCCGCUGCUGCUCAACCAGCCCCGCAAGUGCGCCGGCAACCGGACCUUCCUGCUGCUGGCCAUCAAAUCGGAGCCGGGCAACUUCGCUGCCCGCCAGGCCGUGCGCGAGACCUGGGGCCGGGAGGGGGAGCCCGGCGGGCGGCCGGUGCGCACCGUCUUCCUGAUGGGCGCGGCCCACGGCCCGCACCAGCCCGACCUGCGGCGCCUGGUGGCCUCCGAGAGCCGGGCCUACGGCGACGUCCUGGCGUGGGACUUCGAGGACACGUUCUUCAACCUGAGCCUCAAGGACGUCCUGUUCCUGGGCUGGGCGCGGGCGCACUGCCCCGCCGCCCGCUUCGUGCUCAAGGGCGACGACGACGUCUUCAUCAACACGCCGCGGGUGCUGGCCUUCCUGGGGGCGCUGCCGGGGCGCCGGGCCCGGGUGCUCUACACCGGGCAGGUCAUGGCCGACGCUGCCCCCUUCCGCCAGGCCAGCAGCAAGUACUACAUCCCCGAGUCCUUCUACGCCGGCCCCUACCCGGCCUACGCCGGCGGCGGCGGCUACGUCUUCUCGGGCCGCCUGGUCCCGGCCCUCCUCGUGGUGGCCCAGCACGUGGCCUUGUACCCCAUCGACGACGUCUACGCCGGGCUGUGCUUCCAGGCGCUGGGGGUGCGGGCCGAGGCCCACCCCGAGUUCCAGACCUUCGACAUCGCCGAGAAGGACCGGGCCGACCCCUGCGCGCACCGCGAGCUGCUGCUGGUGCAUCGCCGCAGCCCCCAGCAGACCCUGCGGCUGUGGCGGCAGCUGCGGGACCCCGAGCUGAAAUGCUGACGGGGCGGCGGGGGCUCCGGCAGGGCAGGAGAACGGAAACGGGGGCUCGGCUCUGCGCCGCCAGAACCGCCACUUCCCCCCCGCUCCGAGCCGGGCGCAGGGCCAUGGACGCGGGCGGGAGCCCUGUGCGCCCGGGGCGGGGGGCACUGCUGUGUCGUUCCCGGAGGGGCCAUUAAAGAGUGUCUGGCCGGA